AUGGCUUACUACGGGAAGCUGAAGGUUAUGUGGGAUGAACUGGCGGAUUAUGAUCCGAUACCCACGUGUCGUUGUAGCGGUUGCAACUGCAAAAUUGCGACCAUGCUUGAAAAGAAGCGAGAAGAAGAGAGGGUACAUCAGUUCUUGAUGGGCCUUGAUGACACAACUUAUGGCACCGUGCAUUCGAAUAUUUUGAGCAUAGAAUUGUUGUCGAGUUUGAACCGUGUCUAUGCAAUUGUCAUUCAAGAGAAAAGGCAUCAAAGUAUAGCCAAGAGCAAAGAAGAACGAAGUGAUGCUGUGGGUUUUGCGGUGCAUGUAGGUGCCGAUGCAAAAGCAGUUGCUGCACGUACAAAGGAUAAAAACGUGAGCUGUGCACAUUGUGGAAAAUCCGAACAUGAAGCAAAGGACUACUUUCAGGUAACCGGAUAUCCAGAAUGGUGGGGAGAUAGACACGCUCAACCAGGAAAGAAGCAGGUUGCGGGCGAAGUGGUUCGAGCGUGGGUGCCGGUGGACAAGGACGAGGAAACAAGGCAAGAGAACGCUGCCCAAGCAGCGGGAAGUGAAACUGGAGGACAAAAGGUUGGAACCACCAAUGAUCAUGACCGUAGCGGGUUUCUGGGGCUGAGUGGAGACCAAUGGACAACACUUCUCAAUAUUCUGAAUUCACAUAAAUCUGAAAGACUUUCCGGUAAGAAAAUUCCUACUGAUUGCAUAAUUGAUUCCGGGGAGUCGCACCAUAUGACUGGAGAAAUUAAUUUAUUGAUUGAUGUUCGGAACAUUACACCGUGUCUGAUGGAACUUCCCAAUGGGAAGCAAAUUACUGCAGUAAAGGAAGGGACUUUGCAUUUGGGUGGAAAUAUAGCAAAACAAACUAGGAAAUGUUUUCCUGAAAGUAAACAUAAAGCUGAUGAUUGUUUCUCUCUAAUUUAUUGUGAUACAUGGGGUGCUUAUGAAGUACCUGCCUCUUGUGGUGCCAUUUACUUUCUAACCAUUGUUGAUGAUUAUUCUCGUGCUGUGUGGGUUUACCUGUUACUUGAAAAAAGUGAAGUAGCACAUAUUAUUGAGAAUUUUUGUGCCAUGGUAGAACGCCAAUUUGGCAAACAAGUCAGAGCUGUUCAAAGUGAUAAUGGAAUAGAGUUUAAAGGCCUGAAGUCAUACUUCAAGACUCAUGGCAUUCUACAUCAGACUUUCUGUGUUGGAACACCCCAACAGAAUGGUCGAGUGGAAAGAAAACAUAGGACACCUUCUUCCGUACUUGGCGGGAAGACUCUGUACGAGGUACUGUUUGGGACGACACCUCAAUUCGAGCAAAUAAGAGUGUUUGGCUGUCUCUUCUAUGCUCAUUGGAGUCCUCGCGAUAAGGAUAAGUUUGGAGCAAGGAGUAGGAAGUGUGUUUUUGUAGGCUAUCCCUACGAGAAGAAAGGUUGGCGCGUAUAUAACGUUGAGAGCAUUGAAUACCUCAUCUCCCGUGAUGUAGUUUUCCAUGAAAACAUAUUUCCAUAUACCAGUGAUUUAGAAGAAACUCUUGAAGACAACCCUAGCCUGGAAAUUGCGGCCGUAGUUGAUGAUGAUGUUUUUCACAGCCACAGGGGACAUAAAGACAAGGGGAGUGUUGAAGACAAUAUUUGUGCGAAUGAUAGGGAGAGCUUUCAAGAUACUCAUAGAGGAGAGGAGGAGCAAGGCAAUGGAGGGGGUGUGCAGGAGGUGGAAGCUAAUGAUGGAGAGGACGGAAUUAGUAUGGCUCCAGCACCACAAACAGCACCAGAAGAGCAACUUGGCAAGGGACAUCGACACCGCACGCUGUCUGUUUUGUUAAAGCCCUACGAAACCUACACUACUCGAUGUUUGAAAGACCCCACUCACACUCAAGCCAACUCUGAAUCAAAGUCAUUAGGUACAACUCCCUAUCCCGUAGCAAAUUAUGUGACAUGUACUAACUUCUUUGCUAAACAUCAAGCCUUCUUAGCUGCAGUCACUACAGGGGCCGAGCCUACCAGUUUUUUUGAGGUAGUAAAAAGUGAGAAAUGGAGAGAGAAGCUAUGA
This is a messenger RNA of Nelumbo nucifera (sacred lotus), 2043 nucleotides long. RefSeq lists its product as uncharacterized. Gene Ontology annotation, biological process: DNA integration. Lineage: Eukaryota; Viridiplantae; Streptophyta; Magnoliopsida; Proteales; Nelumbonaceae. Gene Ontology annotation, molecular function: nucleic acid binding. The record is from RefSeq and is a predicted model, not a curated record.